AUGUUCAAUUCAUGGGGCAUCAUCAACACAUUCGGCUCCUAUCAAGCAUAUUACGAGACCGACCUUCUAAGAGACACCUCACCCUCCGCAAUAUCUUGGAUUGGAUCCAUUCAGGCCUUUCUCCUUCUCAUGGUUGGUGCCUUGACUGGACCGCUAUAUGAUGCAGGCUAUUUUCGGUCUCUCCUCAUUUUCGGAUCUAUCAUGUUGGUGCUUGGGCAGAUGAUGCUUUCGCUCUGCCAUGAGUACUGGCAGGUACUUCUUGCCCAGGCAUUCUGCAUCGGUAUCGGAACAGGCGCGCUCUUUGUUCCAAGUGUCGCAAUCCUAUCGAACUACUUCUCAACAAGGAUUGGCUUAGCCAUCGGCAUCGCAGCAUCUGGAUCAUCACUCGGCGGUGUCCUCUAUCCAAUCGUGUUCCACAGGCUACUUCCUACGCUUGGAUUCGGCUGGACUACAAGAGUGCUGGGCUUCAUAAUCUUGGCUACGAUGGUCAUUCCGAACCUCUGCAUGCGAAUUCGCAUUCUACCCGCAAAGAAGCGCUCACUGCUCGACUUCGGAGCAUUCCGGAUACCGGCAUAUUCUUUCCAGGUUGCAGGCUUCUUUUGCGGCUUCAUGGGAUUAUAUGUGCCGUUCUUCUAUGCUCAAUUGUAUGCACUGCGAGAGCACCUCACGAAUGAGAAUCUGGCAUUCUAUCUCCUUGCUGUCAUGAACAGCACAUCCGCUUUUGGGCGUAUCAUUCCCAACAUCUUCGCCGACAAAGUCGGCCCAUUCAACGUUGUCGUUCCGUGCUGUCUCAUAUCCGCAACUCUUUGCGUGUGUUUCAUCGCCGUCAACUCUUCAGCGGGCAUCAUCGUACUCAUGGCGUUCUAUGGCUUCUUCUCCGGGUCAUUCGUCAGUCUACCACCCACCAUUGUCGUCAUGCUGAGCCUGAAUGCCCGAGAAAAAAUUGGCACAAGGCUGGGUCAAGGCUUCACGGUCAUUGCAUUCGGGGUCUUAGUCGGUACACCAAUUGGAGGCGCCGUACUUGACAAGGGUGGCUUUCCUGCAUUAUGGGGCUUUCGGUGGCGCUAUGCUAUUUUUGAGUGCGGGGUUUGCUAUUUGCGGCUAGGAUUACUUGGGCUGGAUGGAAAGUCUUGA
This is a messenger RNA of Parastagonospora nodorum SN15, 1134 nucleotides long. RefSeq lists its product as hypothetical. The coding region runs from base 1 to 1134 and encodes 377 amino acids. Gene Ontology annotation, molecular function: transmembrane transporter activity. The transcript is spliced from 3 exons. Gene Ontology annotation, biological process: transmembrane transport. The record is from RefSeq and is a predicted model, not a curated record. Gene Ontology annotation, cellular component: fungal-type vacuole membrane. Lineage: Eukaryota; Fungi; Ascomycota; Dothideomycetes; Pleosporales; Phaeosphaeriaceae.